AUGUCCUUACUGAAGACAAACACGCAGACACAUAAGAGACAAAAGGCCAGAGAAUUCGCAUUUGCAAACAUAAUCCAUGCAGACAUAGCCAGUUACUUUCCCAAAUUACCGUCUGAAACAACUUCAUUAGUGAUGACAUCAAGUGAACAAAAUUUAGCAGAGUCAGAUGACAGACAACAUUUCAAUGUGGACCAAGUUCUGGAGGAGGUUGUGAGCCCAAUAGGUUUGUGGCAAUGGUUUGUCGUGUUGUAUUUGAUGCUCACAACUCCAACACCACCGACAUUCCCUGUGUUCGCAAACUCAUCUCCACCGCAUCGAUGCGCAAUGGAACCCAGAGUGGAGAAAUUCAUUGAGAACAAUUCACUUCCCUUCAACCUGGUUGUCUCACACUUGGGCCCGGUCAACAGCGGUGAAGCUGGAGGGAAUAAGGCGUCGCGGUCCGGCAAUGGAUGCAAACGUUUCUGCCUUGACUGGGAAAAUGUCAAUCUGACCGAGGUGUUUUUCGGUGGCGAACUACAGAGGAAUUACACGGAACUUUGUCCUUUCGGAUAUGUGUAUGAAGAAAGUACCUUAUACUAUCCGGGGAGUGUGGUGAAGGAAUUCGAGACGGUGUGCGAGCGUUCCUGGUUGGUUCCGAUCGGCACAUCCGUCUAUAUGUUCGGUAUGUUAGUGGGAUUUUUUGUCGGUGGCUGGUUUGGAGAUUAUUUCGGUCGCCGGAAAGCGCUUUGGCUCUUUUCCUGUUUGGAAUUCGGGGCGAGUAUCGGAGUCUCAUUGUCACCCAACUUCCCCGCGUACGUUGUCCUACGGGCACUUGUUGCCAUUGGAAACACAGUGAAAAUGUGCGUCGGCAAUGUGCUCGCAAUGGAAAUCACAACCGCCAAAUACCGAUCUUUGCUUGGGGCCAUAUUGGCUUUAGGUCUGGAUUUCAUAUUCCGUGCUUUGAUGGCUCUCUACGCGUAUUUGCUACCAAACUGGAGGUGGUUGAACCUAAUGUUGAUGGCAACCAGCUUUUUCGGAUUAUUCUACAUAUUCUUGCUGCCGGAAUCUCCCAGGUGGCUCAUCGCUCAAGGAGAGUAUCAAAUGGCAGUGAGGCAACUCCACGCAGCUUGUGUAUUCAAUCAUCGUAAGAACCGUGCCGCCCGAGUAAUCUAUCUAGAACAGUUGUCAGCAAAGGCGAAGAUUUGGGAGAAGGAAUUUCGGAAGGCAAAGGAACUUUCGAAACUCGGUGUUCAGCCAAACAAGCGGAAUAUAUUCCGCCCUCAUAAAGAUAUGAUCGUGACCACCAUCCUAGUUACUUUCGUUGUCUUCUGUAUCACAAUGUGUUUUUUCGGAAUAAUGCUUUACACAAACAGCCUGGUGGGAUCUAUCUACCUGCUGGGGUUCAUCAGUUCCCUGACUGGCAUACCGUCUACUCUGUGUGCCCUUGUUGUCUAUAGAAUUUUCCAACGGCGCAAGCGGCCCCUAAUGGUUGUAUUGUCCAUCUCAGCUGCUUUCUUGGCAUUGAGUGCUUUGGACAAGGUUAUCAUCACACAUAUCGAGGAUCUGGUCUUGACAACUUGCGCGAAUUUCGCCCUCGUAUUUGUCACAGUCGGUAUCUGUAUGAUCUACGUGUAUGUGCCCGAGUUGUAUCCGUCAUCUAUACGCACUGGAGCGUUCGGGGUGGUAUUUGGUCUGGCUCGGUUCGGAAGCAUGCUGUGUCCCUAUGUGAAUGACCUUGAACGCUACGCAACACACGGAACACCACUGUUGGUGUACGCCGGAGCCCUGGCAGUCGCGGUAGUUAUAAUCACAUUUUUGCCGGAUACAGAUGGGCUGAACUUGGCAGACUUUCUUACCGUGCCUCCGGAAGUGACUGUUCAUCAUAGUACGUCAGCUUCUGUGUAG
This is a messenger RNA of Opisthorchis viverrini, 1884 nucleotides long. RefSeq lists its product as hypothetical. Bases 1 to 1884 code for a protein of 627 amino acids. Gene Ontology annotation, cellular component: membrane. The transcript has a single exon. Gene Ontology annotation, biological process: transmembrane transport. The record is from RefSeq and is a predicted model, not a curated record. Lineage: Eukaryota; Metazoa; Platyhelminthes; Trematoda; Opisthorchiida; Opisthorchiidae. Gene Ontology annotation, molecular function: transmembrane transporter activity.